Diabrotica virgifera virgifera (western corn rootworm) is the source of this 1122-nucleotide messenger RNA. RefSeq names its product piggyBac transposable element-derived protein 4-like. The annotation marks the transcript as partial. Lineage: Eukaryota; Metazoa; Arthropoda; Insecta; Coleoptera; Chrysomelidae. The transcript has a single exon. The record is from RefSeq and is a predicted model, not a curated record.
AUGAAACAAAUUCCAUUUACAAAAAGAAGUGGAUUGUUAGUCGAUAGUCCUGGUGAUAGUGCGUACGAUUGGUUUAGGCUGUUGUUUGACGAUGAACUUUUAAAUAUGAUUGUCUUACAAACUAACAGUUAUGCAGUUGAAGUUCUUUCUACCAGCAAAGGAUGUGACCGUUCAAGGAUUUCCCUAUGGAAGGAAUUAACAAUAUCGGAAUUGCUAAUAUUUAUUGGAUUAACCUUCCAUACAGGAACAAUCCAAUUGCCUAGCAUACAAGACUACUGGAAGAAAAAUAGAUUAUUUUCGACUUGUUUUUCUUCAUACAUGAGUAGAGACCGCUAUUUGCUUAUAAUGCGAUGCCUUCAUUUUGCCGAAAAUGUAAAAGAAAAUGAACCAGUUCCAGUAGAUCGACUAUAUAAGGUAAGACCCUUGCUAGAUCAUUUUAAUAACAAAAUGAAGAAGGUAUACUAUCCAGGAAAGUAUUUAUCUCUAGACGAAUCUAUGAUCUUGUGGAAAGGAAAACUGGUAUUCAAGCAAUAUCUCCCUAAGAAACGACAUAAGUAUGGAGUAAAGCUUUAUAUGCUGACAGAAGCCGAUUCAACAAUUUUGGAUAUCCAUAUAUAUGCUGGUGCAGGUGAUGCAACUGCUGGUAAGUCUCAUACAGAAAGAGUGGUGCUACACCUAAUGCGUAAUUUUUUCGACCAUGGACAUUCGCUUCAUAUGGACAACUAUUACAAUAGUUAUAACUUGGCCAAAUUACUACUGGAUAAAAAUAGUUUUUGUACAGGCACUCUGAGAAAAGAUAGGAAAGGCUGUCCAAAAAACGUCGUAGACGCAAAGUUAAAAAAAGGCCAGACCAAAAGUAUGUACCUCAACAACGUAAUGGUUGGAAAAUGGCGAGACAAAAGAGAUAUCAUUUACAUUUCAACUGAAUAUAAAAAUGAGAUGGUAACCGUAAGAAAUAGACGAGGGGAUGAGAAAAUUAAACCACUGCCAAUCAUUCAAUAUAAUAAAUAUAUGGGCGGAGUAGAUCUUCAAGACCAAAUGUCUUCUUAUUAUCCGCCGACACGCAAAACUUUACGUUGGUACAAAAAAAUUGGCAUACAUCUGUUUCAGCUAUAUUUGCAA